Molecule: messenger RNA, 2394 nt
Organism: Guillardia theta CCMP2712
Lineage: Eukaryota; Cryptophyceae; Pyrenomonadales; Geminigeraceae
Exons: 17
Coding region: 1-2394 (797 amino acids)
Molecular function (GO): protein dimerization activity
Source: RefSeq, a predicted model, not a curated record
AUGUCCCUGAGUCCUUCAACCUUCCCCAAUGAGAUUCUCUUUCUUCAUCUGCUUUUCUUGCUCCAUCCACUAAUGAUCAAACUCGAUGAGAUUGCGUCUCGGCUUGUACCUCAGCAGAGAAAUCAAGUCUUCUCUGGUUUAGAAAGUAUUCUUGGCAAAGUUGUGCAGAUUUUCGAGAUCUUCUGCAUUGCUGAAUUGCCUGACGCUCAGUAUGGAAUGGACGGGCCGGAAUCGAUUUUCAAUGGAGGACAAGACGUGGACAUCCUGCAAGGGUUCGGGCAGGGCCUAACUUCAGACGCGUAUGUCGCGAACAAGCCCUACAACCAAUAUAACAUUCAGUCCUCACAAUCAACCUUCUCCAACUUCCCCAGAGCUCCCGGCAUCAUGUCUCAGCCUUACAUGGUCAAUGAGGUCCCCAUGGCCCCAUACGGCGAGAGCGCGGGCUUCAACGCUUUCCCUCAAGGCCCGUUUGGUGGCGGCAAUGCGAUUCCUCAGAACAUCUCCAUGCCGUACGGUCAGCCGUACAGCAAUGACUUGAGCAUGAACAACAACGUCAACAACCCCAUGUUGAUGCCAGCACAGGACUUUCAGAGUUAUCCACCAAUGCAACCCGCCAUGAAUAGUGGCUUUGUGCAGCCGACAAAAGCCCUGCAUGCUGCCGACAGUGGAAACGACGGCAUGGGAUAUAAAGAUCCCUUUCCCAGCAUGGACAAAAGCAAGUCGCUUCCUUCACAGCCAGCCAAGGUCGAGCCGGCGACUUUUGAUUUCGAAAUUUUUGAGCUUGAUGUCUCAGAGAAAGUCGAAGAAAAGCCCGCAAAGCGAGGACCGAAGCGAUCGCUGGCCGCCACCAUUGAGAGGAUGGAGAAGCAUAAAGUGUUGGAGCGCAAGAGGAGAGAGAAGACAAAGGAGUUAAUGUCAGAGCUUCAAGCUUUGAUCCCGACUGUUGAGAAUGUAGAGGAGAGUCUAACAAUGAACACGGUCCUGGAGGAGGCGAUACAGCAUCUCAAAGAGCAACACGCACAAAAGCAACAACUUGUGCCUGUCAAGAAGGAAACGGAGAGUGGAGAAUUCGGGGGUUUGGCUGGAGCCUUUUCAAACAAAGACAACCGAGACGGCCUGAGUAUCAUCCAAAGUCAAGAUGACGACCUCUCGGUGUUCGGUGGAGAGCUGGUGGUCCCGUCCCAGAACCCCGGCGCCAUCUCCGAUCAAGUGGCUGCUCUGGAGCAGUCGAGCUCAUCCAAGACCCUCAAGUACAACAUCGCAAGGAUGCCGGACCAGGAGUUCAAGUACUUCAGAUUGGUGCUCAUGCAGGAGACCCUCUACGCAAAGAUGCUGCAGAGGUGGGAGGCGAAGAUGGGGCUGGAGCUGGGCCUCUCACUGCAGGAGCUGGAAGAGAUCCUCAACAUCUCAGAGAGCGGCAAGGGCGAGCAGUGGGCCGAGCUGAAGGAGGCGCUCAACGCUGACCUGGCGGUGAGAAGCGAAGGCCUCGUUGGGUUCGUCUACUCCGCCUUCCGCCUCGCAGUGGAGCGAAGGUACCUGGGCAACCCUGAGGACGUGCGGAAGGCUCAGCUGCGGCUGGCGGAGUACUUCGAGCACAAGCACAAGAGCGACCAGGACGUGAGGAGGGCGGCGAGCGAGCUGCCCUACGUGUUGGAGAGCGUUGGGGAGUGGUCGAGGUUGAGGAGAUGCCUGUCCAGCUCGCUGGAUAUGCUGUACCAGCUGUACAAUGACAAGGACAAGGGUGAUCUCCUCCGCUUCUGGCGGAAAGGAGGAGACCUGGAGAGCAGCGGGUACCAGGAAGCUUCCAAGUGCUACGUGCAGAGGCUGCAGAAGUUUGAGCAAGAGGGGAUGGCGCCCCAGAGCAGUCUCAUCACUGCACGAUUCCUUGGGGAUGCAGGGCAAUUCAAGGAGGCAGAGAACAUCCUUGAGAAGGCUCGCGAGCUCACCAAGGAGCUGGGGGGAGAUCACAAGCUCGUGGCCGAAGUGUCGCUGAGAUGCGCUGAGCUGCUCAACAAGUGGGCCGCGUCCUCCCCCGAGUACACGGAGGAGAUGAUGGUGCGGUCGGCGCAGUACGCCAAGGAGGCGGCAGAUCUCUUUGCCGAGAUCGGAUCCGAGGAGGCGAAGGAGGACCAUGCCACUUCGCUCUACUGGAUGGGAUUGAACUUCGGCACGUUGUGUAGGAUAGGAGGUGGAGGAAGUUGGGGGUCCAAGGAAGCGCAUGAGAUAGCGUUGCAGUCGCUGAACCAGUGUCAAGCACUGCGAGAUGAACUUAACUCACCACAAGUUCAAGGUCUCCUCCACCCGAGGACCCAGCAGGCUCAUCGAGUGUACAAGGAGCUGAUCAGCAAAGUGCAGGAGGCAAAGGAGAAGACGAGCGAGAGCUUCAACAUGUGA